Symbiodinium pilosum is the source of this 1149-nucleotide messenger RNA. Lineage: Eukaryota; Dinophyceae; Suessiales; Symbiodiniaceae. The record is from the annotation of a GenBank genome assembly.
AUGCCUCAGUCCAUGCAGAAGCACCUUCGCUCCGCAACGACGCGCGACGUCGAAAAGAAACUCGGUAAGGGCAAGCCUGUGAGCUUCAUUCGUAUUGGUGAUGGCGACGUCUUUUGCCUCAGUGGGUCAGCAGGUUCCAACCUAGAGGGCAUCAGCUAUGCCGCCCACAAGGCCCAAUGCAACGACCUGGCAACGUCUCUACAACAGCUUGGUUCGCACGAUGACUCCAACAUGUACGUCUUAGUUGGCACUUUUUUCUUAUGCCGUAAUGGUGUCGGGUCAGACUUUGAUAGUUUCCUCCAGACCCAUGAGAUGCACAGCAACUUCAAGGGCUUUAUCACCUCUGUCUUUUACUUGGAUCUCACCGGCCGAGAGAAUCCUUCUGGAAGUGGGAACUAUGGCCCUCCGCCAAAUCCUGUCGUGCCCUCGACAUUUCCUUCGCUUGUCGGCCGGAAAGUGGUGGUUGUUGGACCGCGACACUUGCAGAAGCUGUCACACACUCUGAAUACUGCAAGCUUUCUCGAAGCCUCCAAUGCAGCAGACCGUGUGGAUAGUCUGGUCCAGAAAAUGAGGCUGGAAAGCGCCAAGUGGCCGAAAGAGAAUGUGGUUUUUCUCGUUUCUGGCGGGUUUGGCGGCAGACUUGCCAUCCUGAAGGCCUUCAAGCACUUGGGCCAUAAAGACAGCUUCAUCGAUACAGGGGCAAGCCUGGACGGCUUUGCAGGCGAAGAGAGUCGCAGCUUCAAUCAGCGCGGUCGAGAGCUCUACGAUGCCGCUUGGCAGGGAGAUUUCGACGGCGUUUUUGAUGCCCUGGAGGCGGGUGCAGACCCUUAUGCAAAGUAUGGGGUCCGCAAGAUCACGGCGUUGCACGUGGCUGCAAGAACGGGAAACCGUCAAAUCCUGGACAUGCUGUUGACAUGGGAGAAAGCCCCAAAGCCACAGCUUGACGUUCAGAACAAGGAUGGCGAAACACCCCUGUUUGGGGCCGUCAUCGAGGGACAUGUUGGCACAACCCAGGCGCUGGUGGAUGCGAAGGCGGACGUGAAUGUCAAGGACAACGAAGGCCGAACUGUAUUGUGCAUUGCGCAGCAGCGGGAGCAGCAGGACUUCGUUGACUUUCUCAUCAGCAGGGGUGCGAUCGAUUCGGAAUAA